GGAUCGUAUUUUUGUUCCUGUGUCAACGAAAAGAAGAAAAGAAGAGUAGACACUGAGACCAGACUGAGUUCUCAUCAAAAAUAGUUGUUUUUCGUACAUUACGGAAAGUCUUCAUCAUAUCCGACAUCAGAAAGACCUCCGCAGCCUCAGAAGAACUCCUCUUGAAGAUGAACUCCAAUGUGGAGAAUUUGCCUCCUCAUGUUCUUCGCUUGGUCUACAAAGAGGUUUCAGCGUUAGCAGCAGACCCGCCUGAGGGCAUCAAGAUUUAUCCCAGUGAGGAAGACAUAACUGAGCUACAUACAGCCAUCGAAGGACCCGAGGGAACUCCGUUUGCUGGCGGCGUUUUCCGAAUGCGUCUGGUCCUCGGGAAGGACUUCCCUGCGGUUCCACCCAAGGGGUAUUUCCUGACCAAGAUUUUUCACCCCAAUGUGGGUCACAAGGGAGAGAUCUGUGUCAACGUGUUGAAGAGGGACUGGAAGGCAGAACUUGGACUCAGACACGUUUUACUUACAAUCAAGUGUCUCCUCAUCCAUCCGAAUCCAGAGUCGGCUCUGAACGAAGAGGCUGGACGUUUGCUCUUAGAGGACUAUGCAGAAUAUGAGUCCCGAGCUCGUCUGCUCACAGAGAUCCACGCCAUGGGCGGGACCUCCGGGGCACCUCAGGACCCUAAUGACGGCCCACAGCCGAAGAAGCACGCAGGUGACCCCAUGAAGAGAGCGGGGCCCAGCGCGGCAGCUGUGCCAGCAGCUCUGGGUAACGGAGCGAACGGAGCCAGUACCACCAGCAGCAAUAGCAUUAAUAGUAGUAGCACUAACAAUGUAGCAGGGAAGAAGAAAGCAGAUAAAAAGCGUGCAUUGAGGCGACUUUAAUACCUCCACAAAGUUCUCAGUGUGUGUGUGUGUGUACGUGUGUGGGCGCGAGAGUGUGUAAAUAUAAAUAUUGAAGUGUGCUGAUGAUGUUUUUGUUCCCUAUUUUUUGAGUCUUUCUACCACCUGUCCAGACUGUCCACUUUGUACUCAUACCAUAACCUCCUUUUUGUCACCAGUUUGUCCUGUUGGUAUUACGGGUGUGUUAAUUAUGUUCAUACCUGAAGACAUGACGAUAAAGACAACACCUUCACUACAGGAAUCAUGUCAUCCGUUAUAUUUUGCCCUCGGGCUAGUGUGAAUGAAUGACGGGAAAACACAGCCUCCAAUUUCUGUCCAUUAAUGAGACGAAACUACUAUUGUCUCAGACUUUAUCAGCUCUUUUUAAAGUGUUUCUUGGUAAAUGCUGCUGUUAUGGUACCGUGUACUGCUCAGCCUGGCUCACCCGUGAGUCCGAACCAAGGAAAAUAUAACUGUACUUUAUAGCUUCCUUGGUCCAAACCAGGAUAAUACUUUAACUAAAUGCAGGUUUUCAAAUGGAACUCAAAGAAAACAAUGGUAGAAAAUGCAAAAUAAUUGUGUAAGAAGUCAGUGGGUUCACUAUUGGGAGAGAAAUAUUGUUAAUGUCACCCAAAAUUGUAUCAUCUUUUUAAAUAUUUUUCACAUUGUGACCUGAGUGAAGGUAUGGAAAGAGUCGGCAGUGGAGUAUAAAAAAAUAAGUCAACAUUGAAUCUCAGCCCCUUUUUCAUUUUUUUUCUAAAAUUGUUUCACUGUCCAGUAUUUUCAGAAAAGUUGUUUAUAAUUGACAUGUUCAUAUUCAGCUGUCUUGUGGUUGUGUGUGAAGACCUAGGUCAGUGGCUGUUAGGGAACGGGGUAGGUUGCCAGAAUACUUUUAUUUUAAAAAAAGAAGAAUCAUUUAUUCUCUGUAUUAAGCAUACAGUGGUGUGACUCGCUUAACCCUCCCCCACCCCCCCGCUUCCCUACAAAGCAGCGUGUGCUCUCAGUUACCCAGCUCUCCAACCAGCCUUGUGGGUACCCGAGACAACAUCUGCAGGAAAAACUUCCACGUUUGAUAGAAUUUGUCUCCCCCACCCGUUGCACCGGCAGGUUUUCUCGGGCAGGUUUUCUCUCUGUGCUAAAUGCAUGCGGGGCCUACAUUUCCCAAGGAAACACUCUGAAGCGCUGUCUUAAUUUAGAUGGAAAAUGUGCCUCUGAAUCUGCUGUCAUCGUGCAGACUGUCGGCUGGAUAUUUUGUGUCCAUUUUAAAUUAUUUAAAUU
Molecule: messenger RNA, 2144 nt
Organism: Plectropomus leopardus (leopard coralgrouper)
Lineage: Eukaryota; Metazoa; Chordata; Actinopteri; Perciformes; Serranidae
Gene: ube2s
Product: ubiquitin-conjugating enzyme E2S
Source: RefSeq, a predicted model, not a curated record